This is a messenger RNA of Larimichthys crocea (large yellow croaker), 4339 nucleotides long. RefSeq names its product testis associated actin remodelling kinase 1a (gene tesk1a). The transcript has 11 exons. NCBI's taxonomy places the organism in Eukaryota, Metazoa, Chordata, Actinopteri, Sciaenidae. The coding region runs from base 761 to 2947 and encodes 728 amino acids. Gene Ontology annotation, molecular function: ATP binding; protein serine/threonine kinase activity. The record is from RefSeq and is a predicted model, not a curated record. Gene Ontology annotation, cellular component: nucleus; cytoplasm. Gene Ontology annotation, biological process: actin cytoskeleton organization; positive regulation of stress fiber assembly; protein phosphorylation.
AGUUAUCCGCGUCACUCUCGCGAUAUUGACUGGUUUGUAGUCGUCCCGACUAGCGGCUCGCUCGUACGGCAGGAAGCCAGACGGGAUUAUCGUGCAGACGGCGACAGGCUGCCGUUGAUAUUUCUGGCAGCACUUCAUCUCCAGCAACCGGACCGCGGUAACAUUUCCAUCGAGACCGACGCGAGCAGAGAGGUACCUUUACAUGGCAGCUGACUGCUCGGCCCGCCUCCCCUCUCCCGGCACCGUGCAGCUGCAGCGUCCAUCAUCUCAGUGUUCAAACUAACGGGAUGACGGAGAGAACCGAGCCUCCUCACGCACCGGCACGGUGAGGCGACGUUCAAGUGCAGCAGGAAUUCUCAUACCGCCGACCUGGAGGUUUGAGGAGACUUCACCUCAGAGCAGGGUGAGGCACAGAGAAGCAGAGCUGGAGCAAGUGCGGGCUCUUGCUCAGGGACAUGUAACCAGAUGAAGGUGGAGGAGUGCUGGGCUCUGUCUUUAAAAUGAGCUGAAUAAGAGGACACUGAACUAAUGAGGAUCGUGGCUCACUAAAGUAUAAAUAUAGAUCAUAUUUUUCUGUUUGUGUAGUACCCUAAGAUCUACUGCAGCCUAGAAAGCAGCAGAUUUAGUUUAAAACAUAAGAUCUAAACCACAGGACCAUUCUGACACCAUGAUGGUUGGAGCCACCGUCACCUCGUGCCUCAGGACUACUGCAGUCUAACAGACGUACGGAUCAACUGGAGCGUGGUGGUCCAACAGCACCAUGGACCACCACUACCUUUGUGAUCCCGAGGAGGGUCACGGCAGCCCAGAUGAGCCGCCGCUCCACAGCAUCCACGCACCCAACCGGAUCCGCCCAUCCUCAUACCGAGCCCUGAGGAGCGCCGUGUCCAGUCUGGCCCGCAUUGACGACUUCUUCUGUGAGAAGAUCGGUUCAGGCUUCUUCUCCGAGGUCUUCAAGGUGCAGCAUCGGAUCACAGGGCAGGUGAUGGCGCUGAAAAUGAACACACUGGCCAGCAACAAAGCUAACAUGCUACGAGAAGUGCAGCUCAUGAACAGGCUUUGCCACCCCAACAUACUCAGGUUUCUUGGGGUUUGUGUGCAUGAAGGUCAACUCCACGCUCUGACUGAGUAUAUCAACGGAGGUAACCUGGAGCAGUUGUUGGACAGUGAUCUGUACCUGUCGUGGGGUGUGAGGAUCCGUCUGUCUCUGGACAUCGCCCGAGGGCUGCAGUACCUGCACAGCAAGGGCAUAUUUCACAGAGACCUCACCUCCAAAAACUGUCUGGUGCGCUGUGAUAGCGGUGUGUUCACUGCUGUCGUGGGGGACUUUGGCCUGGCAGAGAAGAUCCCUGAUUACAGUGAUGGUGUGCUAAAGCAGCCUCUGGCCAUUGUGGGCUCCCCCUACUGGAUGGCACCUGAAGUUCUGAGAGGAGAGCUGUACAAUGAGAAGGUGGACGUCUUCGCAUACGGCAUCAUCCUGUGUGAGAUCAUCGCCCGCAUUGAAGCUGAUCCUGACUUCUUACCCAGGACAGAGGACUUUGGUCUGGACGUGGAUGCUUUUGAGAACAUGGUUGGAGAUUGUCCACCUGCAUUCUUCAGCCUUGCUGUCACCUGCUGUAAUAUGACUGCAGAGAGGCGUCCUUCAUUCUCUGACAUCGUCUUUACAUUGGAGGGUAUGGAGGUAGAAGAAGAGGGCGUGAAGCCCAUUGCACUUGAGCCAGUGGCGGUAGAUGUCAGCCCUUACCGGCGCUGUAGCUCUCCAUGUCACCUCAGUGACCACAGCCAGCAAUGGCAAGGCUUGGCGAGGAGCCAGUCGGACAUGUUGCGUCCAUCGAUCCUGACCCCUCCUCUCCUCUGGACUCCCGCACGAGUCAACCCCUUCUCUCUCAGACAGGACUUGAACGGAGGGCGGUGUAAACUCUUAGACACGCCCAGCAAGUCCGUUAUCUCCCUGACCUUCACCCUGCCGGCUCUUCGCGACCUGUGUGCCUCCCCGCACCUUCUCAGAGGGACGCCGGAGACCCGAGCAAUGCCAAGGAGAUGUCAGUCGCUCCCCUGUACCCCAGAGCUCAGCCGGACUGUAGCCUUGUUAAGAGACAUAGAGGGGAAGGAGGAGGAAAAGGAUGAGGACCUGAGGAUCUUGGCAAAUAAAGGAAGCAGAGGGGACUGUAUGGAGGACAAGGGUGUGUUAGAAAAGGUGGACAAAAUGUUGCAAGUCAAGCAUAUGGAGGUUAGUGAGAAGAGGGAGCUGUUAAAGGAGGAGAAUGUGAUGGGAGAUGAUUCAGGUCUUCCUGUCAAACUGGAGAUGGUGUCUCUGGAGUGUUUAGAGGAAGAGGAGGAGGAAGUGGAGGAUGAGAGGGUCUGUCUAACAGAACCAAUGGACUGCACCAAGUCUCCAGAACCAGCAGAGGGAAUCUUGGACUCAACAUCUGAAAGACCCAUGCUCACCUCUACUUCCUCCUCCACUUUACAGACCAAUGGCUGGCGACUUCCUAUUUCUAAUGGACCGCCAUCCUUGCCUCCUCUGCCACGACUAGACAACAACAACCGGUCAGCCCUUGUGAUUGGUCAGCCAGUCCAGUGGGGUGGACAAGGCCGGGCUAAUGGAUACAGUGGAGCCCAGGUCCUGUCCUCUGAUCCUAGUGGCCCCUCUGAUCAGGAGGAUGUCAUUUCCUGUCCGGGAUGCUGUCUGGUGGGUCUGCGCUUCCCCUCAUUGUGCCUCCGUGGUUCAGCUGCUGUGCCGGCCCCCCGCCGAAGGGCUUCAUUACCACGGCAGCGGCCCUACCGCAACCUCAACGGUCCCAUAACUGGUGGCAGUGCUUCCUCAUCAACAACGGCUGCCACAACAAGCAAAGCUCUGCUGUGUCACAACACAAACGGGCUCGUAGUGGCCAGGCCCUCAGUGCCAUGUGAGCCCGGCCGAUCCCUCCCGGAGGCCCAGACAUAAGCCGGAUCCGAUGUGGUUUUGAAUUUGUGACAUGCACUAGAUGUUAGUGGAUAAUACUGAGAGCCCAGUGCUGACUCCAACAUCUGAGAUAUGUUAUUAAUUCUGGAAAAUCAUAGCAAACAGUAGCAGUUGGUGAUUAGAGUGCCACCCAGUGGACUAGGGAGGAAACCCACCAAAUCACUGCAACAGUGAGGAAUGUGGUGGGUGGAUUGAAACAGUCAGGGUCAGUCAUACAUUACCGCCACUGGCAUGGUGCUGAUCCAAACAGAGCAGCUAAUCCCACUAACAGCGAUGCACGCUUCGUCUCUACUGAACCAAAUCUGAACUCAACUCAUCGGUGCUGGCUUCAGCUCUGGUGGCCUCAAGGAAAAACAGUGCGUGGCUGAUUUAAUAAGCUGAGUAUACUUGCAGUUUAUUACAACUCCUCACAACCAUCUCUAUCUUUAAUGGUCAUAAUGUACUCAUCACUCUGUGAACACAGUAACAAAGUUUAAAACCAGUUUAGUGAUGGCGGACAGUAAAAUAAUGCCAAACUGAACUGUGCUGCUUCAGUUCUGACUUUGUUCUGCAUGGCAGGCCUGACACUGCACGACGCCUCAGCACAGAUUUAUGUGGAGCCAACACAAAGUGAUGGCUGUGAAUGGGGUUUGCUAACACUGUUUUUGACUCUUUGAUUGAAUAGCAGCUACAUGGGGAAUAUUUAUACGAUUCAUUUUGAUGGUUUCUCUGUGUGUGUGUGUGUGUGUGUGUGUGUGUGUGUGUGUGUGUGUGCGCGCGCUCGUUUUUGUUACUUCUUAGGGACCUUUUAACAGAAUAAACAGGCCAGAUGUCCUCAUGGGGACCAAAGGCCAGUCCUAAUGAGCCUAAGUUUUGGUUUUGAGGGUAAGCUGUCUAUAAUGAAUGGAAGUCAAUGUCCUAACAGUGGUGUGUGUCUUUGUGUGUGAGAGUGAGAGAGGGUUUGCAAUUUAAAUUCUUUAUUUUUGCACUUCAGUUCGGCGCACUUUGCAGUAAGACACCAGGAUUUACUAGAUGGUGCUUGAUUUAAAUGUGUUACUGUUGUUUUCUGUGUGUGUGCGUGUGUAUAAGCUUCUGGCCCAGAGUUUUACCCCCCCCCCCCUCACAUGUAUCUUGUGUAUUUACAUAUACAUUUUUUUGACACUGUUGUAACUUAAAAAGUGACACGGGAAGCAGGUAUGAAUAUUUAUUGUACAGAUCAUUCCACACACUGUGUGUGUACAGUAUGUGCUUUUCAGCGAAAGGUAGAGUGAUACUCACAGAAUAACUUUGAUCCCGUAAUGUUAGAUCAUGGUUCUUGUCAUUUCUUUUUUUUGUCUAUGUACAGCCAUAAGCCUGUGUGCAAUAAUCUGGUAAUAAAACAAAAUGGUUAUGUAA